AACCAACUUACUCUCAAAAACUAUUGUUACAUUCGAGGUGUUUCGGCGUGUUUGGUUUCAUCCUUCACCUUCGUUCAAACGAAAACAUGAAUUCGAGACCCAAACUGCAACAAUUGUCAAGAUAUUUGACUUUAUAUGCUAAACAAAACUCAAAUAAGCUCGUGACAUGUAUCAACCAAAGUAGCAGACAACAGUUCAGCAGUUCAUGUACCUUACUGAAUGAGGUGGAAAAGGAGACCAAAAGGCCAGUCUUGACAGAUCCAGAGUUUGAAGGCCGCAUCGGGUACGCAAUCAGGAAAAAGAGUGUGGAAACAUGCAUCGAGUAUAUGAAGAGCGAAGCCUACAAAUCUGCAUAUGGUGAGCGACCUGUGUGGAAAAGCUACCGAAGGAAUGUGGUUGGUGCAUUUACUCCCAAACUCAGAAAAUCAUGCAUCCGUGAAGGCGUCAUUGCCACAGGUAGCGCAUGCCCAAUAUGCAGGGAUGACUACCUGAGAUUCCACUGGCAGAAUCUGGAUCUUCUGAAGCAGUUUGUCACACCACUCACGAUGGAGCCAAUAAACCCUCAACUGACGGGCCUCUGUGAGAUGCAGUACAAGAAGCUGCAGAUCCACCUGCACAAGGCUAGAGACAUGGGUACUCUGAAGAAGCAUUUUUCGCCUCGCACGUUCUACAUGGACUACUGGAAACAGGUUGCUGAGAAACAACAUGAAGCAUUUAUCAUGGAAUCCACAGCUGCCAAGGAAAAGGAAGCCAUGAACAUGAUUGCGAUGCAGGCUGGGGACAAGAAAGCCCCUCAGGGUGGGGAUAAAAAAGCCCCUCAGGGUGGGGACAAGAAAGCCCCUCAGGGUGGCGAUAAGAAAGCGCCUCAGGGGGGCGAUAAGAAAGCGCCUCAGGAUGGGGAUAAGAAAGUGCCUCAGGGUGGGGACAAGAAAUCCCCUCCGGGUGGGGACAAAAAAUCCCCCCAGGGUGGUGACAAGAAAGCCCCUCAGGGUGGAAAUAAGAAAGCCUGAACAAUUAUUUUUUUAUAAAAACAACUUUAACUGUAUACAUCUAUAUUAUAUUGAUUUAAAUUGAGAAUGAUUAAGCAGGAAAUAAACUACAUGUACUAAUUGUAAAA
Dreissena polymorpha is the source of this 1117-nucleotide messenger RNA. RefSeq lists its product as uncharacterized. NCBI's taxonomy places the organism in Eukaryota, Metazoa, Mollusca, Bivalvia, Myida, Dreissenidae. Gene Ontology annotation, biological process: mitochondrial translation. Bases 87 to 1010 code for a protein of 307 amino acids. Gene Ontology annotation, molecular function: structural constituent of ribosome. The transcript is spliced from 6 exons. The record is from RefSeq and is a predicted model, not a curated record. Gene Ontology annotation, cellular component: mitochondrion; ribosome.